AUGUAUAGUUUUGUCCGUCUGUACUCCCCGCCACGCCGGGGCCUGCUCCGUCGUUGUCAUCGCCGCUUUGUGUGCGCCGCCCAACCAUUGAACCAUGUGACGGCGCCUGCUGCUCUCGAAUCGAAGCGCAUGUAUGUUGUGCUGUCCGACUUGCAUGUCAAGCGCGAAACAGUCUUCACAUGUGUUCAGGCGCUCAAAAUCGCCCACGCAGAGGCACUGAAACGUGACGCAGGUAUCGUCUUUCUCGGCGACUUUUGGCAUGCUCGCGGCUCUCUCGCAGUAGAGCCUCUUAACAUCAUUCUCGAAGAACUCCAGCAUUGGUCAGUGCCUGUCGUUAUGAUUCCAGGCAAUCAUGAUCUCGUCUCUCGGAACGGGAAUGGUGUCUCCCUUGUUCCACUUGCUACCACUCUAGGAGCAGAGGCGUGCCUAUUGAUAACGAAGCCUACCGUGUGUCUGGAUGCCUUGUUCCUCCCUUACAUGCAUGAGACCUCCAGGCUUAAAGCAUCUCUUGAGCAGGCUAAAAACUCCCUGGAAGACAUUAGUGCAGUGUUUUGUCAUGUCGAAGUUGCCGGCGCAAAAUUGGCAGACAAAAUUGUCUCGAAACCAUCAUCUCGUUCUAUCUCCCCUGGUGAUUUUCCAUCAAAAGUGCCAGUGUACAGCGGGCAUCUACACAGGCCUCAUGUAGUGUCGGGCAAUGUCAGGUAUGUUGGGUCUCCGUAUGAAGUGUCUGCGGCUGAAGAGGGUCAACAGAAAUUCUUGUAUGUUUUGGACAGGAAGGCAGGCUGGGCAGUUACCGAUAGUAUUCCUAUUCGAGUAGGGCCUCGUCACAUUACUAUUCGUGCCGAUGAAUAUUCGUCACUGCCGACUAUAGAGGCUGGUGACCGGGUUACUGUUGAGACAUAUUCCCAAUCGAACGAUAAAAUGACUCGGCUUGUUGCAAGGCUUAGAGAAAAGGGCACUCGCGUGGAAAUUAGACUAGUCCCUGGUGGAACUAGUUCGGGACUUCCCAAAGGUGAUGGUGAUGCCAACCCCCUCGCUUCAACGGAGCCUCGCAUCUCGUCCGAUGUACUCUCCAACAUUGACUUGUUUCAAGAAUAUGCUAUGAUUAAGAACCUUGAUCCUACGGUCACCAGCUCCGGAAAAGAUAUCUUGCGUGAAGUUGCGGGAAAAACUUCGACAUUGACUUCUAGCAUCUCUGGAAAGGAUGUGUUCAUUGAGUGGGAUAGUGUGACACUACGAGGAUUCGGAAGCUUUCUGAAGUCGACAACUUAUUCUUUAGACAGACGCGGAAUUGUCCUAAUAACAGGACGUGAUUGUGAUAACGAAGGUGCUGUUACUGGUCGCACAAAUGGUACAGGGAAAACCACUCUGGUCAUGUCUGCCUUAUGGGCGAUGACUGGCCGAACUGACGCACGACCAGAUGGUUCCGUGGAAAGAGGUGUAUCUUUGGAAAUGAUUCAUGAUGAUACCAAUGAAUGUGAGGUUACCGUUAAAUUGAAAAUCAGAGGCGAUCGCGUGAUGUCAGAGGUCCUCAAAAUGAUGUCGAAAGAAGAACGUCAGCUAUCGAAGUUGAACGUCAGCGACAACGGAUCAAUCAAAGAAUCUCUAAACUUGCAAGUGACGAGAACAAGUUCCAGACCCAUCACAUCGUCGAAAUCGAGGUACGUUCUUAUCUAUUCCACAAAACCUGUCUUGAUGAACAAAAUCUGCUUGGCAUUUCCCGUGCAGUGCCCACGGUCCAUGUAUGUCUGA
This is a messenger RNA of Chondrus crispus (carragheen), 1752 nucleotides long. RefSeq lists its product as hypothetical. The coding region runs from base 1 to 1752 and encodes 583 amino acids. The transcript has a single exon. Gene Ontology annotation, molecular function: DNA binding; DNA exonuclease activity; ATP hydrolysis activity. Gene Ontology annotation, biological process: DNA replication termination; double-strand break repair. The record is from RefSeq and is a predicted model, not a curated record. NCBI's taxonomy places the organism in Eukaryota, Rhodophyta, Florideophyceae, Gigartinales, Gigartinaceae.